Molecule: messenger RNA, 432 nt
Organism: Cooperia oncophora
Lineage: Eukaryota; Metazoa; Nematoda; Chromadorea; Rhabditida; Trichostrongylidae
Source: the annotation of a GenBank genome assembly
AUGCAAACUGCCACGCCAGGUACCCAAGAACUUUUCGAAGUCAACAACAGAGCACAACAAAGAAGAAAUCUUCAUUUAGUCGGAGGUGUUAACAAAUACACAACAAUGCACAACAAAUGGUCGAAGAGCGGGCUGUCGUCAAGGUUGGUGCGCGCCUACUUGGCAGAUGAACCGUUCAAACAGUUUCUCGAUUCAUUGCUGUUCUAUCGUUAUCUGCAGUGGAAAUGGUUGGAGAAAAGGCCAAUAGACAAGCAUACGUUCAGAUUGUACAGAGUACUCGGUAAAGGAGGAUUCGGUGAAGUGUGCGCAUGCCAAGCACAACAAAUACAAAUAGUGGACCUGUUCCCUUUCGUUCGUGCGGCAGCCAAAUAUGGCUGCUAUUCGCAGCUAGUCUUGAUAAGUGUGAAAGUUGACAAAGACAAACUUUGGUAG